AGCCGCCCCCGGCGGGGCGGGUGGCGCGGCGCAGCGCAGCGCACCGCGGCGCAGCGCAGGGCGGGUCCCGGCGCAGGAGCCGCUGCCGGGUGCGCGGGGGCCGCUCUGGGCGAUGCGGAUGGCGCUGGGGGCGGCAGCGGGCGAGGGGGCGGCGCAGAGCCCCGGGCCCGCCGCCGUGUCGCUGGGCUUGAGCGUGGCCGUGGUCUCCAGCCUGGUGAACGGCUCCACCUUCGUCCUGCAGAAGAAAGGGAUCGUGCGCGCCCGAGGGCGAGGUACUUCGUACUUAACAGAUAUAGUAUGGUGGUCUGGCACUAUUGCAAUGGCUCUGGGUCAAAUAGGGAAUUUCUUGGCCUACACUGCUGUCCCAACUGUGCUAGUGACGCCCUUGGGAGCCCUUGGUGUUCCAUUUGGGUCCAUUUUAGCUUCUUACUUACUGAAAGAAAAACUGAACAUUCUUGGCAAGCUGGGAUGUUUGCUGAGCUGCGCUGGGUCUGUUGUUCUCAUCAUCCAUUCCCCAAAGUCCGAGAGUGUAACGACUCAGGCUGAGCUUGAAGAGAAGCUUACAAAUCCAGUUUUCGUGGGUUAUCUCUGCAUAGUGCUGCUAAUGCUUCUCCUGCUUAUCUUCUGGAUAGCUCCAGCACAUGGACCUACUAAUAUCAUGGUUUACAUCAGUAUUUGCUCUCUGUUGGGCAGUUUCACUGUUCCUAGCACAAAAGGCAUUGGGCUGGCUGCUCAAGAUAUCUUUCACAAUAACCCCUCAAGUCAAAGGGCUUUGUACCUCUGUCUGGUACUUCUGGCAGUAUUAGGAUGUAGCAUUAUCAUUCAAUUCAGAUACAUCAAUAAGGCACUGGAAUGUUUUGACUCCUCUGUGUUUGGUGCCAUCUACUAUGUUGUGUUUACCACCCUAGUCCUGCUGGCUUCAGCCAUUCUUUUCAGGGAGUGGAGUAAUGUAGGAGUAGUAGAUUUCUUGGGAAUGGCUUGUGGAUUCACCACAGUAUCUAUUGGAAUUGUUCUUAUACAAGUCUUCAAGGAAUUCAACUUCAAUAUUGGGGAUUUAAAUAAACCAAACAUGAAGACAGAUUAAAAUAUUUUUUGAGGGGAAACUGGAUGGCUCAGGGAAGGAUGCAGAGCCUUUCAUUUCUAGGUCACUGAUUCAAAUAUGAUUCAGGUUCGUAGUUACCCUUUGAUGAUUUGGUGGCCUAUGUGAAAUGAAUUGGAGGCCUCCAUCCAGUUUCAAAGGAACACUUGUCCAUGUACCCUAGUUAGCAUAAUAAAUUACUUUCAUCGGAACCACUGAUUGAGUCAGCAUAGAGACUGAUGUAUUUCCUUAGUCUAAAAGGUAAUCCAUUAGAAAAGACUGAGGGAUAUUCUGAGACCUGUGUGUAGAAGCUUGUACUGUGGCUUCUGAGGUACCAUAUCUGUGGGCAGAGAACAUCAGUUUCUAAUGCACUCAAUCUGACAUCUUUCAUGAGUGAUGUAUGGGGGGAAAAAUAGUGGGUGGAGCAAUUUGUUUAUCUCAACAUAGCAAUGUGUUCACCGUCAAGGAUGUGAAUUCUGAAACAGAUGUUGGUUGACCCAUGGACUGCAAAUUUGUUCUUUUUAGUGACUGUCUCGGUAACUUGGUCUGCCAUGCGGUGAAGACACCAGGGAGUUUUAAAUUGAAUUCUUUAUAAAGAGCAGUGGACCCUUAAAAACCUUUCACUAAUUACUUAUCAGCUGAUGGUAGUGUCUAGGUAUGCAUUUUUCUUUGUAACUUACGUGCAUUAAGACAUACCGCAUUCAUUCGAGAGUUUUUAAUUGGGAGCAGACAGAAAGACUCUGAAAGAUGUGAAAAUGGUGCACAGACUCAUUGCCUAUAUGGUGGUUUAUUUGUAAGCAGCUCAGAACUAUUUCAGUGCCUUUGUAAUCCAAAAAUACUGCAAAAAUGUGAAUGUAUCUGUUUCAGAUGGCCUAUAUUGGUUUAAUAAUCCAAUUUCAUUGUUUAUAAUAUUGGAUUGUAUUCAAAUUCUAAACAUGUUAAGCAUCCAGAAGGAGCCACACAUUUUUGCAAGAAUUUACAAACCUGAACUGAAACCCUCAGAAACUUUGACAGCUUCUGAAAAAAGCAUAGUCCUAAUGUGAAGAGGUAAUCUAUGGGAGGACUGUUUAAAGCAGUCCAGCAUGACUUUGUUCUAGUUAAGUGACUAAAUACAAGAAACUAUUUUGUGAAGCACCUACAAAAAAGCAGCAACCACAAAGAAAGAAACUUAAGUGAGAGAAGAGCAGGAGAUUUCUCAAAACUCAAAAAGGAUGGUCUGAUCCUCUUGUAAUGUCGGAAAAUGAGGGUAAAGACCGAAAAAGCAUAGGCGUUCAGAGAGACAAGUUUCAGAUAUCCAACUGGAAUAUACAUUCAGAUCCAGUAAUUUACAGACCUGUGUGAACAGUUCAGCAAUAGUAUUUUGAUAAGCAGUACAAGUUCCUUAAGCUAUGAUUGGAAUUAUUCUGAACUGUUCAGUUUAAACCAUUUAGAGAAUGUUGAUAUGUCAAAGCAAGAAAUAGUUAAUUUUCAUGUUGUACUCAUAUUUGGUAGUUAAAACAUCACAAGUCAAAAACUUGUAAGGAAAGCUUGAAAAGUCAUGAAUGUUGGUUUCUAUUUAAGUACAAAAACGGAAAGGUUCAGUGGAACUCAACAUCUCUAGUUCAUAACAUCUCUUGAAACAGACAAAAAACCCCAACAUGAUUACCAGACAGCAUUUGAAACAGUUCAUGACACUUGAGCAAGAAAUCAUGAAUGUAGCAUUGUGGCUGGAUGACAGGAAUGUGGAUGUUGAUGAAUGGGGAGUAAUAGUGUCCACUUUUAUGACAUUUUUUUGUUGACCUGAACUAAUGUUAGCUUAAAACUCAGGCUUUAUUUUCAUUUAAAAGGAAUGUUAAAAGCCCUUCUGAUGGCAGCAAUAAUUGGGAACAGUGAAUCCUAAAGAUUUAGUAUUCUGAAGGGACUUUUCUGAGGGAGUAAGAUCCCCACUAUGUUGUUUGCAAGCUUGUUUUAUCGCUCCAGACUUGGGGGGGGGGGGUGAGGAAUGACUGUGGGUUGGCAGAAAUGCACAUUGUUAUAGGCCAGCACAGAAACUGGGUAUAUUUGUGAAAUGAAAUAGUGCUUGCAGAGAAAAGAGCAUCUUCAUGGAUUUUCAAAUAUUGUGUAUGGUUUCUAGAAAGUUUGAGAAUUGUAGAUGAGAGGAACUGCACUAUGAAAGCUGGUUAAAACUAACAUCUGACCAUUAUUGAUUGGAAGAUGAUAUCUUGGUUUUCAGUAGACAGUUAUGACUUGUCAUAUUAAUUCCCUUUUUUUUGACUGAAACUGGAGUUGUACAUAGAUUGUGAGACCUGUGAUGACCUACUUUUUAAAACUAUUAGCUGUCUUCUGAAGCACUCAUCUUCUCACAAUUAAAAUUCAGAGUUCAUGAGUUACAUGUUGAUUUUGUACUAGCCUUUAAUCUUUGAAGACUUCCAUGAAAAUCCUUAGGUUAGAAUGGAAAUGACUGUGGUGUCUUUUUAGCCCUCCUUUAGACAUAUUUGUUUGUCUUGGUUUGUUUUAAAGUUCACGCCUAUUUAUUUAGAAAGUGCCUAUCCUAGUAUGUUAGGAGUGGAUGCAAAUGAUUAGUAAAUAUUAGAUCCAAAAUAACUUGACUGCCCUAUCUAAACCUUGCAGGUUUCUGCACCACACACACAAGUUUACUUGAUAAGCAGUCACUAUGCAGAGUAAGAAUAAAGUAGCACCCGUAUUAUGUGGUCCUCUGACCCACACUUACCUAUGGUAAAUGUCUGCAUAGGUUUCUUCUCUCCUCCACAACUGCUCCUCAUCAGUGAAGAGCUUUCCAAAGUUAUCUAGUUAACUUUGUUUAAAACAGAUAUGUCAAAAGCCAGCACAUAAGGUGAAAGAAAUUCUCGUGGCCUUGCACAUCAUUUAUAUCUGCAGCCUUUUACAUUAUGGAUGCUGAAUAAUGAAAACCUUUACUUUUGCAACUUUGUUCAGUAUGCAGCAGUGUUAUUUUGAGUUCUGCUGUACCUGGAUCUGGUUCACUUCUAACUUCAGAAAUGUAUUAGCAUUUUAUGUUGUCACUGUUGGUACGGUUCUUCCUCCCUCCAUCCCACACCCUCGUUGUUCUAGGUGUCCUACCUUUUUUAGUCCCGUUGCUUUUCUGAUUUAAAAGAAGGCACCAUUGAAGCUGAAUUUUAGCUGUUCUCUCUUUUCUUCCCACCCUUUUGACAAGUAAGCACUUCGGAUAUGACAGAUAUCUGAGUUCCAUCAUCUCAGGGAGCAAAUGUGCAUAGUUGUCUCCUGAGCUUUGGUGUCCCUCACGGGUCUGCCCUUUUCACGUUCUCUUUGCAUUUCAUAUUUAUAGAUAGUUAUGAGCCAGAUCACUUCAGUCCCGAUUCCAAAGUAGAAGUGGGAGAGGCUACACAUACAAAAAGUGGACUCAUCGCAGUGGUGGGAUACAUUUGAAUUAAAUUCAAAUCCAUAUGAAAGACGUUUCACUCUGUAUGUCUGGCUUCUAUUAUACUUGUCAAAUAUAUUUACUUGGUACUCACUUGAAAAUAGCUCUUUGAUCGUUAUCCCUUCAGUGUAUGGAGGAUUUACGUGUCAGUCAUGAUCUUUAUUAGGUGUCAAACACGAAAAUCCAUCAAAUGUUCAGUAGGAGAAUAGAAACUUUUUUGAUACAACCAAAAAAAAAGAAUUUGUUACACCUUAAGUACUUAUUUAAAAAAGAAAAAUAGCUAAACAAGUUAUCUGCUGUAUUGACUUUCCAGGAUUCUGUAUGUGUAAAUAGAGCGCAUUUAUUAGUGUGCUGCAUCUAACAUUAGUAAGAACCUGUCAUAUCACAGUUUGACAAGUGAGGCUUUCUAUUAAUAAUCUCAGUUUAUAUGGAACAUAGUGCUUUUCUGAAGUAACAGGCACUGGAAAAUGAAACCACUGGAUUUUAUUUAUCAAAAUACUAGAAUCUGAGUUUAGCUUUCCUUUUUAUUUUAAAAAUAGAGGAUUUGUAUUUGAAGAAAGAUUAGAGGUUAUUAGAUAUAGAGUGCUUAAAAUGGGUUGUUGUUUGCAUGUUAUACACCUCUCACCUUCUUGUUUCAUUAACAUAAAACAUCAAGGAUUCUACAGAUCUUCCUCAGUUGUCUUGAGAUGGUGUAACUGCUGAAGUUUUGCUAUUAAAUCAAAUGUUAUCAAAUGUUUAUCUAUUACCUGUUAUCUUUUCUUUACAGAGAUUAGUCUUUGUAAUAAUUCUUUGGUGCUACUGAAUAUGGGCAUAAGUGAUGCAGAAUUUUAGUGUGGACCAUGUUAAGCACCAGUGUUGUCAACAGUUAUUACUAGUGCCCAAGUGUUUCAGACAGCCGUGUCGAAAUGUUAUGGAUUAAGAAAUCUUUUUGAAAAGCUGCAAAUAAGUUUUUUUUAAUCCUCCUUUUGUUGUGCCUCCCUCCCUCCUUUCACUCCCCCAGCCUGGCCCCCAAGAGUUGCUUUACAGAGUGGAAAAUAUUACACAAAAAGGGUAUUUUUAAGUUAAAUCUUUUUUCAACUGUGGAACUUUCUUUUUUUUUUUUCUCUUUUUUUUUUCCUUGGAAUGUAAAAACUAGUUCUAAUGGGAUAUGGGGAAAAGGCAGAUGGCAACAAACAUACAAUGUCAGGUUUGGUUGCUUCAAUGCUAUUGCAAUAUAGUUACUACAGAUUACAUAAAAAUGGUUUAUUUUAUUAGCUUCCAAAUACUGUAUAUAUAGAUUUGUUAAUGGCUUACAGGUCAAGCUUACUCUCUUUGCUUUUUAAGAAAUAGUUAUAGGCAUGUUGUAUUUGCCUUGUGUAAAUUAUAAAAGGCUAUUUAUUAAGUUUUCUGAUAACUAAUCUAUUUAUUAACCUGUAUUGUUUUAAAAUAAAUGAUUUAUUUCUAGCUCAAUGCUUGUUUCG
Messenger RNA from Cuculus canorus (common cuckoo), 5935 nucleotides. RefSeq names its product NIPA magnesium transporter 1 (gene NIPA1). Gene Ontology annotation, molecular function: magnesium ion transmembrane transporter activity. NCBI's taxonomy places the organism in Eukaryota, Metazoa, Chordata, Aves, Cuculiformes, Cuculidae. The transcript has 5 exons. Gene Ontology annotation, cellular component: membrane. The coding region runs from base 113 to 1084 and encodes 323 amino acids. The record is from RefSeq and is a predicted model, not a curated record. Gene Ontology annotation, biological process: magnesium ion transport.